UGCACCACCAGGCUUCAGCAGCGAGAGGACGGUUGCGUGUUUUUCUCGCUUCCUGCUUCCUUAACAAGAGUCUGAGAAAUCUGCAAGACGCAGCGCUCAACAGCACGGAACACGGAGACCUCCUGAAACCCGCCGGGUACGAAGGGAGCGUGCUUGUGUGGUGUCAAGCCCCGGUUUUAGGACACGUUCAGCUCCGGACUGAGCUCCGGAGCGGACCCGCUGCUUUCUCCUGAUCCUCCGCAUCCACCCGAGUAUGGACGGCGAGUCGGUCCGCAGAUAAACACACUCUAACUCCGACUGCUGACCAGUCAUGGGACCCCAACGGACUUGGUUCCCUUGGGUGCGCUGCCAGGAGAGCGAAUCCUCUGGUUCAGACCAGGAGCGGGAGCAGCGCUGGGCUGAACUCUUUGAACAGCUGGACCUCAACAAAGAUGGACACAUUGACAUCUUUGAACUGCGGAGAGGGCUGGCAGACCAGGGGCUUUCCAAAGGGUCUUUGGAGAAGAUCGUGGAGGCCGGGGACACCAACCACGAUGGAGUGCUGGACUUUGAAGAGUUCACCCAGUAUCUUCGCAGCCAUGAAAAACAGCUUAAAGUCAUGUUUCGCAGCCUGGACAAUAACAAUGACGGCCAGAUAGAUGCAUCAGAGAUUCAGGUCUGUCUUCGCAACAUUGGUGUGAAUAUUAGCCUGGAGGAUGCCAACAGGAUUUUGUUAAGUAUAGACAGGGAUGGUACAAUGACCAUUGACUGGGAUGAGUGGCGAGACCACUUCCUGUUUAACCCUAUCACUAACAUGGAGGAAGUGGCACGCUACUGGAAACGCUCACUGAUGGUGGACAUUGGUGAACAGCUGACAGUCCCAGAUGAAUUUUCAGAAGAGGAGAAGAAGUCUGGGUUUGUGUGGAGGCAGCUGAUGGCUGGAGCCAUGGCUGGGUCUGUAUCCCGGACUGGAACAGCCCCUUUAGACCGCCUCAAAGUCUUCCGACAGGUACAUGGCUCCACAGAUUUUAAAGGGAAUGUGUUAAGCAAUUUUCAGACGAUGGUGAAAGAGGGAGGAAUUUGGUCUCUGUGGAGGGGAAAUGGAAUCAAUGUCCUAAAAAUUGCCCCAGAGACUGCUAUCAAGUUUGCAGCUUAUGAACAGAUCAAGAAAGUGAUGCGUGGUGGAAAUGAAACAACAACUUUAAAGGUGCAUGAGAGAUUCGUUGCCGGCUCUUUGGCUGGAGCAACAGCUCAGACGGCCAUCUAUCCGAUGGAGGUGUUAAAGACCCGUCUCACACUGAGAAAAACAGGUCAAUACUCAGGAAUAGCAGACUGUGCCAAACAGAUCCUACAGAGAGAAGGCAUCGCAGCCUUCUACAAGGGCUAUGUACCUAACUUGCUGGGUAUUAUCCCUUACGCUGGCAUCGAUCUGGCUGUCUACGAGACCCUGAAGUUUGCUUGGCUGAACAGGAACAGAGGUUUUGUGGACCCAGGGGUCACAGUGCUGGUAGGAUGUGGGGCCGUUUCCAGCACUUGUGGACAGCUGGCAAGUUACCCUUUGGCACUGAUCCGCACCCGAAUGCAGGCGCAAGCUUCGGUGAAAGGAGCCCCUAAACUCUCCAUGCUGGCCUUGCUUCGCAACAUUUUGACCCAGGAGGGUGUUACUGGACUUUAUCGAGGAAUUUCUCCCAACCUGCUGAAAGUCAUCCCCGCUGUGAGCGUGUCCUAUGUCGUCUAUGAAUACACAAGAAUAUUCCUUGGAGUGGAGAUAGAGGGUAGGAGGGGAGGAAAGGGGAAGGGCUAGCAAAAGGAGAAACUGUGGUGCUUUUUACCUGCAAGCUGUUGGAAGUGCAUGGGAAGACAGGCUAUGACUGUGGAUGGUACAAGAAAAUGCAAGUCUUGGAUUCUGAACAUGAGGAUUAGAGAAAAACAACAAGUAUACUGUAUGUCAUAUAUACAGUAAUCUAUUUUGAAAUCCUCACAUUUAGAUGACCUUAUCUGAACUGGCAGCUACUGGAAGCUUUUCAGGUGUGAUAUAUUGCUUUGCAAUGCAUGCCAGCAUGUGUGUGACAGCUAACAAACUGACAUCUUCCUGCUGCGGUGACCUGGACAGACGAAGAUUUGCAUGAACUUGACUGAGAACAGGUAAAAGGUGUAGCCAAUCUUGGAAACCAUGUUAUAUUUCUAAAACAUUAUUUUUUUUUCUUCCAGGUGGUACUUAGAGAUGAUGGAGGGUUGAUCCAAUUUCCUGAUUUGUAAGUGAGAGGAAUGAUUGGUUACACUCUAACCAAUUUUCUCUGAGUGGAGAGACUUAGAAGGUCUCUCAGCCCUACAUAUUUUAUAUGUAAGGGGUCUGAUCCCCAUGUGGAUACCUUUUAAGACACAUCACUGAUUGGCUGGAGAGUCAGGGAACCUAGGUUAAGAAGUAUCCAACUGUACUCUUAUGUGUCAAGGCUAUUGCUCCACCCUUCAUUUUCCAUAUGUGCUGGGAUGCUGUAAGAAACACUGUUAGGAAACCAAGCAAACGUAGCACGAAAUCGCAGUUGAGUACUAGUGAGAUGACAAAGUGCUCACAUGAUGAGUAUGUACUCAUCAUGUAAAGUACAUGCCCAUGGUCUCCAAAUAAGUACAUGAUGCUGCUGAGGCUUAGCUGCCCUUGCCAAGCACUAAGGCCAGUUGCAAAUGUGAGGAAAGCCACUCAGCUACCGUGAAAAAAAAAAUCACAUGACUCAUGGUCCUGAAAGCAUGGUUUUCAUAAAGCCAUGUCCUGCUACAGAGUCCAGUAUGUGUUAAUCAGUUCAUUCAUGGAGUGGAAUGUGGUAAAAGUGGACAAUUUUGUCCAAAACAGCUGCUGCACAAACCUCUGUGAGGAACACACCCUGCUAUCAAGCCUGUGAAGUGCGAGAACCUCAUAUUAAAAGGCAUGCACCCUGCAGGUGUUGGCCUGCCUGUUCAAAUGCAUGCUAAAUCACUUCAACAAUCCAGUGAGACAGACUUGUUUUAGUGACCGGUUUCCUCAGGCAGUUUGGUCUGUUACAGACAAAUAGUUCACCUUUUGAUCUCUGAGCAUGAGUCUGAAAAAUGAGACAUUAGGGUGAAAUGCAGAAUUUGGAUGUCGUACCAUACCUGCAUAACCUGGCAUCCAGAAGCAGCACUCCUUGUGUACUGAAAGGCGUGAAGUCCUCCCACUCUUUACACUGACACCACCGCCAGCAUGAGUGCAAAACUUAGAGUAAGUCAUUUCAGCUCCAUUGUUUUCAAGGGCUCAAAUGACUCAUGCUGCAGAACCAUUACAGUAGCUCCAAAUCCCAAGGAGGGACAGCCAGUAAUUUUUGUCAGAGCGUAACACUACAAGCAUUUUUGGCCAGCUGGGCAGUACAGGUGCAAUAACCAUGCGCUAGUUUAUGAGGACCAGUGAGGGCUGUUUUUCUAUGUGCAAUCAUUCCCCUCAAAGCUAAGGGGAACUUUUCCUUCACCAACAUAUCCAGUAGAAACUGGAGCAUGUAAGGGGCUGUGCAGAUGAGAGCACCCACCUGUCUCACACUGAACUUGAAAUACUCUAUAAUGUUAGGAAUACACUGUCCUGGUUGAUGACAAGUUGUAGCAACAACCUGGGGGCAAACAAGAGAUACAGACCCAAGGGCUACUAGGAUGAGGCUCACUCCACCUGAACUCUUUGCAGAAGGUUGUAGUGGAGGGUAAAGGGAGAAGGGCCAUACAAACGCCUCCAAGGCCACAAAUGUGCCACUGAGCAGUUAGGUGUCUGAUUACAUAACCCAGCAACACAAAGCUUAAGACCCUCAGAUCACCUGGGUCCUCUGAAGCUGGCUGGCCUGGUGUAUCCUGUAGUGUCUUUAGGACACAUUCUUCACAGCCUUGGUGGACCAUUCUUGACAUUUCCUCCUGAGCAGGCCUCCUGAGCCUGCUGUAGCAUCAAGCUUCCCCCUGGCUUGAACAUAGCAGAUGAUACCAAAGCCUUGAACAGACAGGCCUGUCUUCUUACCAGUUAAGUGGAAACUUAUGUUAAUCAUACACACACGAUACACAAAAACACUGAACACAUGUUUUCUGGACUCCAUGGAAAUCAAGAAGCGACUUACACAUUGCACUUAUACAGCGGAGUUGCCAAACAGUGUGUGGCCACUGCAGGUGAUGUGUCUUAAACAGCAUGCACAUUAGCUGGGCUGUGGAGGGGAUCAGUCCUUGUACAUUCGAAUAUGUAGGGUAGAUAUACAGUCCUGACUUGUCUUAUGAAAGGGCCAUAAACUAUAAAGUAAAGCAACAUCAAUAUAUUUUUUUUCUGAACUUUAAACCUUAAAUUAUCUUGUGAACAAAAGUGAAGUGGAGGAUGGUGAAAACAGGAGGGGAUGUGCUCUGUCAUGCCUUUCCUGAGGAGUUACUACUGAGUGAAGCACACCCAAAGACUUUGAACUGCCAAAGCAAUAUCAAGACGCACAGAUUGUUGUGAUUGUUCGGACAAAUGCUCACGGGUCACACUGGUGUUUGACUGCUUUCUUACUACAUGGCCCUGUGCCAUAUGCAGUAUUUUCAUAAACACUAUGCUGAGACUUAUCUUUGUCUGUAUCAUGAAACAAUAAUAGUAAUUUAAUGCCAGUGAACAUUUUUAAUGUCUCAGUAUUCAUGAUUCAAUAUGUAUGAAUGAAAAUGAAAAAUAAAAUGAA
This is a messenger RNA of Archocentrus centrarchus (flier cichlid), 4661 nucleotides long. RefSeq names its product solute carrier family 25 member 23a (gene slc25a23a). The transcript has 11 exons. Gene Ontology annotation, molecular function: calcium ion binding. The record is from RefSeq and is a predicted model, not a curated record. Bases 311 to 1783 code for a protein of 490 amino acids. Gene Ontology annotation, biological process: transmembrane transport. NCBI's taxonomy places the organism in Eukaryota, Metazoa, Chordata, Actinopteri, Cichliformes, Cichlidae.